Molecule: messenger RNA, 1240 nt
Organism: Tilletiopsis washingtonensis
Lineage: Eukaryota; Fungi; Basidiomycota; Exobasidiomycetes; Entylomatales
Product: putative isovaleryl-CoA dehydrogenase
Exons: 9
Coding region: 17-1240 (407 amino acids)
Biological process (GO): L-leucine catabolic process
Molecular function (GO): 3-methylbutanoyl-CoA dehydrogenase activity; flavin adenine dinucleotide binding
Source: RefSeq, a predicted model, not a curated record
UCUCGCUUUGCCCGCCAUGCUGCGUCAACUGCCGCGUCUCCUGCCCCGCCUCGCGCGGCCCACUCCGCUCGCCGCCCGCACAUUCACCUCCUACUCAGCCCCUCUCGCCGGCCUGACGCCCGACCAGGCCGAGCUGCGCGAGGCCGUCGCAGACUGGGCGCAGUCCGUCGUCGCGCCCCUCGCGGCGCAGAUUGACCGGGAGAACAAGGCGCCGAUGGAUCUGUGGACCAAGCUCGGCGACAUGGGCCUGCACGGCAUUACUGUCCCGGAGGACGAGGGCGGGCUGGGCAAGGGCUACUUUGAGCAUUGUGUGGUGAUGGAGGAGAUCUCGCGCGCCUCGGCCUCCGUCGGCCUCUCGUACGGCGCGCACUCCAAUCUCUGCAUCAACCAGAUCGCACGGCACGGCACCAAGGCGCAGAAGGCCAAGUAUCUGCCCGAGCUGCUUGCGGGCACCAAGGUGGGCUCGCUGGCCAUGUCGGAGCCGGGCGCCGGCAGCGAUGUCGUGUCGAUGCGCACGACGGCGAAGAAGAAUGAUUCGGGCGACUGGGUGCUGAAUGGCGGCAAGUUCUGGAUCACCAACGGGCCCAUCUCCUCGACCUUUGUCAUCUACGCCAAGACGGACCCGAACGCGGGGCCGCGAGGCAUCACGGCCUUCAUAGUCGACCGCGACACGCCCGGCUUCACGACGGCGCAGAAGCUCGACAAGGUGGGCAUGCGCGGCAGCGAGACGUGUGAACUCGUGUUUGAGGAUGUCGUGGUGCCUGGCGACAACGUGCUGGGAACGGUCAACAAGGGCGUCAAUGUGCUCAUGUCCGGUCUGGAUCUCGAGCGUCUCGUCCUGUCCGGUGGGCCAUUGGGACUGAUGCAGGCAGCAUGCGACUACGCCAUCAAGUACACGCACGAGCGGGAACAGUUCGGCCAGAAGGUGGCAGAGUUCCAGCUCAUGCAGGGCAAGAUUGCCGACAUGUACACGAACAUGUCGGCUGCCCGGGCAUACGUGUACGCGGUGGGACGCGCGUGUGAUGCGGGCCAGAUCAGCCGGAGAGACUGCGCCGGCGCCAUUCUUCUCUCCUCGGACGCAGCCGUGGAGGUGACCACCGAGGCGAUGCAAUCUCUCGGCGGCAACGGCUACAUCAACGAGUAUCCCGUCGGGCGCUACCUGCGCGACGCACGCCUGUAUACCGUCGGCGCCGGCACGCAGGAGAUUCGCCGCUUCCUGAUCGCGAGGGAAGAGAAGUGA